UAAGUUCUACAUUCGUUGGCAGAUCUUUGAGAGGAAAGUAAAUGGAAAUGCAGGAAGGGAAAAUGGAAAAAGAUUUCCUGUUGCAAUGGGGAAACAGAAAGAAGCUAAGAUGUCCCAACAAACUCAAAAAACAGCACCACUUUGGCAACACCACCAGCAGCGGCCGAGGCGGCAGCACUUCCACGACGCCACAGUCUUUACCUUUGCCCAACAAGAAAAUCUGCCCCUCGCCUGUUGCCAAUCGUCACAAAAUAAAUUCGGAUUUGGGAACGAAUAAACCAAGAGCGGCAUUGACAUCACCGGAGAAGGAAGAUAGAUACUAUGCAACAAGGGGAUCGGGUUCCUUGAUGUUGGAUGAUAAUCACAAUAAUAACACAAAGGCUUUGAUGGAUCAACAAGUUAAGGAAGAUAAAAGGAUUGUGUUGCCGAGAUUGUUCACCACAUUAUCUAACAAAGAAAAAGAACAAGAUUUCAUGGCAAUGAAGGGAUGUAAGCUUCCUCAAAGGCCCAAGAAAAGGGCUAAGUUGAUCCAAAGAAGCAUUCUCUUGGUGAGCCCAGGGACAUGGCUAUCAGACCUGUGUCAGGAGAGGUAUCAAGUGAGGGAGAAGAAAACUUCAAAGAAGAAACCGAGAGGAUUGAAGGCCAUGGGAAGUAUGGAGAGUGAUUCUGAGAGAGAGUGACAAAUACAAUUCACAAAGGAAUGAAUGAAUCAAACUCUGUUGCUUUUGGUGGUCUGCCUGAGAAUGGGGAGAGAUGAUUAAUGAUAUUAUAGCUUUUAUUUCUAAUCUUUUUUAGAAAAUUAUUUUUCUUAUAUGGUACCAUUGUAGAAAAUAGAAAGGGGGAAAUUAGGGUUUGUUGCUGGUGUUUGCUUUUGUAGGUGGCAAAAUCUGUGAUCAGAUUUGGAUUAAUUAAUUAAUUA
Hibiscus syriacus is the source of this 919-nucleotide messenger RNA. RefSeq lists its product as uncharacterized. Bases 42 to 680 code for a protein of 212 amino acids. Lineage: Eukaryota; Viridiplantae; Streptophyta; Magnoliopsida; Malvales; Malvaceae. The transcript has 4 exons. The record is from RefSeq and is a predicted model, not a curated record.